ACAAUCUGUGCAACAUGUAGCUGAAGCCGUAGAGCUCCGUUCCAUCAACUCGAAGAAAAUGUAUUAACAGGCCCCAGUCUGACCCAGCCCCCGUGCCAGAGCGAUGCAGAGAGAUCAAACACUCCCUCACCUGGGAAACGGGCAAUAGCUCAGCAAGAAUGGGGCUUGCUGAGGGAAGUCCCAGUGUGUAUCCAUGGAUGCAAAGGCAGUCUGACCGCUGCUAGGACGCAUAAAUAAACCGUCAGCCAAGAUACAAAGACCAGGUCUCCCCAAGAAAAGAUCAAAAAUGGAGAAGGCCAGCACCGCUGACAUGGUGAAGGACGCCAUCAAGACCCUGGGCGAGAGGACCGGGUCGUCCCUGCACAAUAUCAAGAAAUACAUCGAGGCCGUUUACAAGGUGGACAUGCGCUACCGCGCGCCCCGGAUCCGCAAGUUCCUGCGCUCGGCCGUCGGCGACGGCGUCGUGGUGCAGACUCGCGGUCGCGGGGCGUCGGGCUCUUUCAAGCUGCCGCCCAGGCAGCAGUCCGGAGCCUCGCGCGGCGUGCCCGCGGUGCCCGCCAGGAAGGCCGCCUCUGCCUCCGCCUCCAGCUCGACGCCCCUGGCCAGGGCCAUGGCGAAGGCCAGGGCUGCCGGGGCCGCCGGGGCCAAAAAGGCGACCUCCCGGACCACGGCCACGGCACGCAAGGCGAGUGGCACCACCGUGUCCACCUCCGCCUCCAGGGUCUCCGCUAGGACAAUGUUUGAGGGCAAGAAAUUAAACAAAAUGGAGUACACUUUUGAACAGAGCAUUUACUUGUCUCCUGUGAAGGAAUCAAAACAAUCUGCAACAGCAUCUGCCACCUUACAAAUUUACUGA
Messenger RNA from Thrips palmi, 856 nucleotides. Its product is annotated as histone H1.3-like. Gene Ontology annotation, molecular function: double-stranded DNA binding; nucleosomal DNA binding; structural constituent of chromatin. Bases 287 to 856 code for a protein of 189 amino acids. NCBI's taxonomy places the organism in Eukaryota, Metazoa, Arthropoda, Insecta, Thysanoptera, Thripidae. Gene Ontology annotation, cellular component: nucleus; nucleosome. Gene Ontology annotation, biological process: nucleosome assembly; negative regulation of DNA recombination; chromosome condensation. The transcript is spliced from 5 exons. The record is from RefSeq and is a predicted model, not a curated record.